Molecule: messenger RNA, 1677 nt
Organism: Jatropha curcas
Lineage: Eukaryota; Viridiplantae; Streptophyta; Magnoliopsida; Malpighiales; Euphorbiaceae
Product: alpha/beta-Hydrolases superfamily protein
Source: RefSeq, a predicted model, not a curated record
UUACAAAACUAAGAGGGCAAAUGUCCGCUUUCUCCAUAACGUAGCUCCGCCUCCGCUCUUGCAUAGAGCGACUCGGAUCGAAGCUGUUGGUUGAAAACGCCGAUUCCAAAUACGGUUGGGAUUGAGUUCGAAUCAUGCCUCGUCGGUGGUAGUAAGUAUUGGUCGUUCGAUAUUCCCAUUUCCUUUUCUCUUCUAAAAUUGAAAUCAACUUCUUCAAAUAAUAUUUUCCGCCAUGGAAGCUCCGGCGAGGAUUUUCCAUCGCCAACUCUUCGCUAAAUCAGCAUAUCCAUCAAUAAUUUUUCUCAAGUCUCCUCGCAUUCUUUAUCGGUCAGUAACCCCUAAUCACCAUCGCCAAACCCAUUUCAUUUCAACCGCCCACCUUUCCUUUUCUCGUAUUCACUCUUCAUUCUUGCCCGUCAGUCCAAAUCCGAGCCCUAUUAAUUUCCUUCUCUCUCUUUCUUCUUCUCAUCUCUUAAAGCCAUCAAACCCAACUGUCGAGUCUAAUCUCAGCUUCAAAUCUCAUCAAUACGGUGGUAAUUUGACUUGGAACCCAGCUCCGGAGAGAGCCAUCAACGCUAAUGUGGGUGCUUCGGGUACUAAAGACCCAAUUGUGACUGUAGUCUUGUUGGGUUGGCUUGGAGCGAAGAAGAAACAUCUAAAGAAGUAUGUUGAGUGGUAUAAUUCAAGAGGGAUUCAUGCUGUUACGUUCGUUAUUGGAGUGGGAGAGUUGCUUUGGUUCGAUUUAGGGGAGAGAGUUGAGAAGCGUAUUACUGCUUUGGCAAAUGAGCUCAUUUCAUGGGUAUCGGAGAGAGAGGAAGAUGGUAGAGAACGGUGUUUGAUUUUUCACACUUUUAGUAACACCGGUUGGUUUGUGUAUGGGUACUUUCUUGACAUUCUGCAAGGUAGAGAAGACCUGAAGGAGAAAAUCAAAGGAUGUGUUGUUGAUUCGGGAGGCGGUGAGCCUUUCAAUCCUAAGGUAUGGGCUGCUGGAUUUUCUGCUGCUUUAUUGAAGAAACGCAGCUCUACAGUAAAUUCUUUGGCUGAGGCCAAACAAAUGAAUGUACUAGGAAGUCAAUCCAUUGAAUCUAACAUACAGGAAAAGGAACCACCGUCAGUAGAAUCCAUGGUGCUAUCCAUAUUGGAGAAGCUAUUCUCUGUAGUACUGAAGUUGCCUGAUGUUGAUCAGAAGUUACAGAAGAUUUUCUCUAUCCUCUCAAAGAAUCAGCCCUCUUGUCCUCAGCUUUAUCUAUAUAGCACAGGUGAUAGGGUUGUUCCAUUUCAAUCAAUAGAGUGUCUAAUUGAGGACCAGAAGAAGAUGGGGAAAAAGGUAUUUUCGUAUAAUUUUCAGUCAUCUCCUCAUGUUGAUCACUACCGAACUUUUCCAGACAUAUAUAUAUCAGUGCUUGAUAAUUUCUUGAAAGAGUGUUUUGCGGCCGUUAAGCAGACGUGACAUCUGCUAAUGCAUAUAUUAUUUGGGUUAAAUAAUUUUUUAUCUUAAUAAUAUCAAGAUUCCAGUCCUAAUACCAUUACCAUAGAUAUUAGUUUUAUCAUAUGGGUAUAUAUAGGGUAGUAGAUCAUUUGUAUUUUUCUGUAUUUUCCUUUCAAUACAUUUUUCAUUGUAUCAGAAUUGUGAAGGACUUGAGCCGCUUCUGAUUUUACUCUUUAGUUUCCUUGCCA